UACAAUUUCUCUAGCUUUGGGCUACACUGCCUCGUCCGACCUGGCAACACUGGGUUACCGUCGUCACAGUGGCGUUGGACAUGGCGUCGGCCGCUGCAGCGAAGGUUCAAGAGGUCCGUGAGAUUACAAGGAUUGAACGAGUCGGAGCUCAUUCCCACAUACGUGGACUCGGACUAGAUGAUUCACUCGAACCGAGACCGGUUUCCCAAGGAAUGGUGGGCCAGACCGUUGCUCGGCGAGCUGCGGGCAUCAUACUGGAAAUGAUAAAGGAAGGGAAAAUUGCAGGCCGUGCAGUCCUCAUUGCAGGUCAGCCAGGCACAGGAAAGACUGCAAUUGCUAUGGGAAUGGCACAAGCCCUGGGCCAGGACACACCAUUUACGGCAAUCUCAGGAAGUGAAAUCUUUUCGCUUGAGAUGUCAAAGACCGAGGCCUUGAUGCAGGCAUUUAGAAAAUCAAUUGGUGUACGCAUCAAAGAAGAGACGGAGAUUAUCGAAGGAGAGGUUGUUGAGAUACAGAUCGACAGGCCAGCCACAGGAACUGGUGCAAAAGUUGGAAAGCUCACCCUGAAGACUACAGAAAUGGAAACCAUCUAUGACUUGGGUCAGAAAAUGAUAGAGUCUCUCACAAAGGAGAAAGUGCAAGCUGGCGACAUCAUCACCAUCGAUAAGGCCACUGGCAAGAUCACCAAGCUUGGCCGUUCCUUCACGCGUGCUCGAGACUAUGACGCCAUGGGACCUCAGACCAAGUUUGUUCAGUGCCCUGAGGGCGAACUUCAGAAGCGCAAGGAGGUUGUGCACACUGUCACCCUCCACGAAAUAGAUGUCAUCAACAGCCGAACACAUGGAUUCCUUGCUCUUUUCUCGGGUGACACUGGGGAAAUCAAAGCCGAGGUGCGGGAGCAGAUCAAUGCCAAGGUGGCCGAGUGGCGUGAGGAGGGCAAGGCUGACAUCGUGCCCGGUGUGCUGUUUGUGGAUGAGGUGCACAUGCUGGACAUGGAGUGCUUCUCUUUCCUCAAUCGGGCCAUGGAGAGUGACCUGGCACCAGUGCUUGUGAUGGCCACCAACCGAGGUCUUACGCGCAUCCGGGGCACCAAUUACCAGAGCCCCCAUGGCAUCCCCAUCGACCUCCUUGACCGACUGGUCAUCAUUGCGACACAGCCCUACCAGGACCGGGAGGUCAAGCACAUACUGCGCAUCAGAUGUGAAGAAGAAGAUGUUGAAAUGAGUGAUGAGGCUCUGACAGUUCUAACCAGGAUUGCAAUGGAAACAACACUUCGAUAUGCCAUCCAGCUGAUUACUACAGCGCACCUCGUCUGCAAGCGAAGAAAGGGCACCGAGGUCUCAAUACAAGAUGUCAAGCGUGUGUACUCACUUUUUUGGGACGAAGCACGAUCAUCCCAAUUCCUCAAGGAAUAUCAACAGGAGUUCAUGUUCAACGAAAUGGUUGCUGAUAUUGAAAUGGAAGCUGCAUAAUGGUUAAGCCAGAGCCACAUCAUUCCUGCUGCCAUCAUCAAGUUCUUUCUUUUUCUUAUUAAAAUGAAUAUUCUGUGA
Molecule: messenger RNA, 1550 nt
Organism: Dermacentor andersoni
Lineage: Eukaryota; Metazoa; Arthropoda; Arachnida; Ixodida; Ixodidae
Gene: rept
Product: RuvB-like helicase 2 rept
Molecular function (GO): ATP-dependent activity, acting on DNA; ATP binding; ATP hydrolysis activity
Source: RefSeq, a predicted model, not a curated record